Messenger RNA from Arabidopsis lyrata subsp. lyrata, 2976 nucleotides. RefSeq names its product potassium transporter 2. The transcript is spliced from 10 exons. Bases 507 to 2891 code for a protein of 794 amino acids. Gene Ontology annotation, cellular component: plasma membrane. Gene Ontology annotation, biological process: potassium ion transmembrane transport. Lineage: Eukaryota; Viridiplantae; Streptophyta; Magnoliopsida; Brassicales; Brassicaceae. The record is from RefSeq and is a predicted model, not a curated record. Gene Ontology annotation, molecular function: potassium ion transmembrane transporter activity.
GAAAAAAGAAAAAGAAAAAAAAAACAGUUUAGAUUUUCGUUAUUGCAACUAAAAAAUUCGGAAAAUAGAGAGAAAGAGAGUGAGGUUGGUCGUGGCCAAAUUUUGAGGCUGAUCAAUGGUAGAAAUCUUGCAAAUCAAUGGCGCAAAUUCUGUUGGUAAGUAAAGAGAAAAAGAAAAUCUUUUUUCAUUUAGAUGUAACUGUCGGGAGAGCACUCACGUGUUUCUGUCUCUUCACCUGUAAAUAUUCUCGCCACGUUUGCUCUCUUCUUUUUUUUGUUUUCCUGAGAAAACGCAAAGAAAAAGGCUUGUUUUUUAAAUUCGCUAUAGCAUGUGGAGGCUAUGGGUUCUUAUCUUCUUCAACAUUUCUUUGUCUUCAAUAUCUUUAAUUCUUCAAUGAUAAGCAGAUCAUCUCCAUACACAUCGAUUCACGUCACCCACCCAGAAAAAUUCAAACUUUGAAUAAAAAAUUCUGUUUAGCGUGUUAGGCUGAAGAUUGAAGAGUAACCAUGGAUCUUAAUCUCGGAAAAUGCUGUGGUUCUCGUUCUUCUAAGAAGGAAUCAUGGAGAUCGGUUUUGCUUCUUGCUUAUCAGAGUCUUGGUGUUGUUUAUGGAGACUUGAGUAUCUCUCCGCUUUAUGUCUUUAAGAGCACUUUCGCUGAGGACAUUCAACAUUCAGAGACCAAUGAAGAGAUCUACGGUGUUAUGUCCUUUGUUUUCUGGACUCUAACUUUGGUUCCUUUGCUUAAGUAUGUCUUCAUUGUCCUCCGAGCUGAUGAUAACGGAGAAGGUGGAACUUUUGCUUUGUACUCAUUGAUCUGCCGUCAUGUCAAAGUUAGCCUCCUCCCAAACCGACAAGUCUCUGACGAGGCAUUGUCCACUUAUAAGCUGGAGCAUCCACCGGAGAAGAACCAUGACUCGUGUGUGAAAAGAUAUCUGGAGAAACACAAUUGGUUACACACUGCUUUGCUGCUUCUGGUUCUUCUUGGGACUUGUAUGGUCAUUGGAGAUGGUCUUCUCACUCCAGCUAUCUCCGUUUUCUCUGCUGUGUCAGGUCUUGAGCUAAAUAUGUCUAAAGAACAUCACCAAUAUGCAGUAAUUCCUAUUACCUGCUUCAUAUUAGUCUGCCUUUUCUCGCUUCAGCAUUUUGGGACUCAUCGUGUUGGGUUUGUUUUCGCGCCCAUUGUCCUCACUUGGCUGCUCUGUAUAAGUGGUAUUGGCUUGUACAAUAUAAUACAGUGGAAUCCUCAUAUUUACAAAGCUCUCUCUCCUACAUACAUGUUCAUGUUCUUGAGAAAGACGAGAGUAAGUGGAUGGAUGUCUCUUGGCGGGAUUCUGUUGUGCAUAACUGGUGCUGAGGCCAUGUUUGCUGAUCUUGGUCACUUCAAUUAUGCAGCAAUUCAGAUUGCAUUUACCUUCCUGGUUUAUCCGGCUCUUAUAUUGGCAUACAUGGGGCAAGCUGCGUACUUAUCCCGCCAUCACCAUUCUGCUCAUGCGAUUGGGUUUUACGUCUCUGUGCCAAAAUGUUUGCACUGGCCUGUGCUUGCAGUAGCGAUUCUUGCUUCUGUUGUGGGAAGCCAAGCGAUCAUCAGCGGGACUUUCUCCAUUAUAAACCAAAGCCAGUCUCUUGGAUGUUUUCCUCGAGUCAAAGUCAUUCACACCUCCGAUAAGAUUCAUGGUCAGAUUUACAUACCAGAGAUUAACUGGAUGCUCAUGAUUCUCUGCAUCGCUGUUACGAUCGGGUUUAGAGAUGUCAAACACCUGGGAAAUGCGUCUGGUUUGGCUGUAAUGGCGGUUAUGCUAGUGACGACUUGUCUUACCUCAUUGGUCAUUGUUCUUUGCUGGCACAAGCCUCCGAUUCUGGCCCUCGCGUUCCUUCUCUUUUUCGGAUCAAUAGAACUUCUUUACUUCUCGGCCUCACUCACCAAAUUCCGUGAAGGCGCUUGGCUUCCCAUCCUAUUAUCCCUAAUUUUCAUGAUCAUCAUGUUUGUUUGGCACUACACCACCAUAAAAAAAUACGAGUUUGAUCUCCAGAACAAAGUCUCGCUUGAAUGGCUUCUUGCACUGGGUCCAAGCCUCGGAAUUACUCGAGUCCCCGGUAUCGGUUUAGUCUUCACAGACUUAACCUCCGGAAUCCCUGCCAAUUUCUCCCGGUUCGUCACCAACCUCCCUGCUUUCCACCGUGUUCUCGUUUUUGUCUGCGUGAAAUCUGUCCCUGUCCCAUUUGUUCCGCCUGCUGAGAGAUACCUUGUGGGCCGUGUUGGUCCUGUUGACCACCGCUCUUACCGCUGCAUCGUUCGGUAUGGAUACCGUGACGUCCAUCAAGACGUGGACUCAUUCGAAACUGAGCUCGUGAGCAAGCUUGCGGAUUUCAUCCGUUAUGACUGGCACAAAAGAACACAACAAGAAGACGACAACGCUCGGUCAGUGCACUCCAACGAAUCCUCAAGCGAGUCAAGACUGGCCGUGAUCGGAACAGUAGCUUACGAAAUAGAAGACAAUCUCCAACCAGAGAGCGUCUCAAUCGGAUUCUCCACAGUCGAAAGCAUGGAAGACGUCAUACAAAUGGCCGAGGCAGCCCCAACCGCCACCAUAAGACGGGUGAGGUUUGCACUCGAGGAAAACAGUUACGAGGACGAAGGAUCGUCAUCGUCGGCAGAGGCAGAAGCAGAACUGAGAAGCGAGCUGAGGGAUUUGCUGGCAGCGCAAGAAGCAGGGACGGCAUUUAUAUUGGGACAUUCACAUGUAAAAGCGAAACAAGGAUCAUCAGUGAUGAAGAGAUUGGCAGUUAAUUUCGGUUAUAAUUUCUUGAGAAGAAACUGUAGAGGACCUGACGUGGCUCUUAAGGUUCCACCUGUUUCUCUUUUAGAAGUCGGCAUGGUUUAUGUUGUUUGACUUAUAUAAAACUAAAUAUAUGAAAACCUAAUUCCUCUGUUGUAAAUUCGUCAUGUUUAGCUUCAUAGAUCUCUGUUUCUGUGUU